UGAUAAGAACACAACAUCGAGCACACAAACUUCAGAACGAGGAAACAAAGUUGUGUACAGUGCCGUUAUUGAGACAUGGCAAUAUCAUUCUGGUAUUUCGUUUUAAUCGGUCUCUGCAUCUUGGCGCAAAUUGUUGACGGACGGCGGGAAAUUAAGUUCAACUGCACUUUGACAGCCAACUACUACGACUGUCUGUUUCGAGAUGUGAUCAUUCGAAGCGAAUCUGAAGCCGACAGCAUUUUUUUCGGUGAGCAGAAUUUCAACGACACCAGCAUUGCAUUCCGUGACUGUUCGAUGGUGGUGCUUCCGAAGAAAAUUUUCGAAACCUUUCCGGCGAUUCAGUAUCUGUCUAGUGAUGCGUGUAGUAUUCAAAAACUCCUCGGUGGAACCUUUGCCAAUGCCCAACGAUUGCAAGAGAUGCAUUUGUAUAAUAAUAAAAUUUCCAAACUGAACAAUUUUGUGUUCAAUGGAGCUCUGCAGCUUGAGAUACUUUCACUUUACAACAAUACUAUCAAAUAUCUGGAAGAGCAUGCAUUCGACGGACUUGGUCACUUGCGCCAGCUCUACAUGGACGACAACUUGAUCGAAAAGUUGCCGGAAAGUCUAUUCUCCGGAUUGGAAGAACUUCAGGUGCUGGAACUGCAGAACAACAAAAUCAAAGAAAUCAACGACGACCAAUUUAUUCUGUGUUCCAUGUUGAGAGAGCUAAAUCUCUCCGCAAACAUGAUCAACACAUUCAACAUGACCCAGUUGAUUGGGUUGAACAAACUGGAGAUUUUGGAUAUUGGCAAGAAUUAUCUGGAUGAAGUGCUUGUAACGAAAUAUCUUCGAACUCUCAAUGCACAGGAAAAUCAAGUCAGCAGAAUUCUUAUGGACCAGGGCGAUUUCUUUCAGCUGACUCACUUGAAUCUUUCCCGCAAUAAUAUAGCAAAUAUUAACAAUAUUUUCAAAUUCAGAAAUCUGAUUGAACUGGAUGUAUCCUACAAUGAACUUAUAACUCUUGACUUCGUGAUAUUUGCCUUCAUGAAAAACCUCAAAGACAUAAAACUGAACAACAACCAUCUAUGGAUUAUAGACAAUGGCAUUCCCGCUCCGGCGAAGUCGCUUAGAAACCUAAAUUUAGCGCACAACAAAUUUCUGUUUAUUGAUUUAGCGGUCUUCGAUACCUUUCCGGCAUUGGAAAACAUUUACCUCCAUGGGAACGAGCUAAUCGAUAUGCGUAUCGAAGAUGUGGAGCAAAAUUUCCCCUAUCUGUCGCUAGUGUCGACCGACAACAACGACUGGGACUGUAUUAAUCUGAUGAACAUCGUUACCACGCUGGAGCGGGCCUAUGUCAAAUGGUCCGCCGGGAAUCGUAACUGCACUAAGCCCGAACAGCACAAGUUUAUCUGCUGCACUUCGAUGGAUCAUCAUUUGCGGGAGAAAAUCGUUCGUCUCACCAAAGAAAUCUAUAAAUCCCGAAAAAUGAUCAAACAAUUAAUCAUGGAGAAUGCCGAACUGCGGACGGAGGUCGAAACACAGUUUUUGCCUACCGAUUAAGAUUUAUUUUGCCGAAGUUGAGUCGUCUACAAUAGA
Malaya genurostris is the source of this 1575-nucleotide messenger RNA. Its product is annotated as leucine-rich repeat-containing protein 15-like. Lineage: Eukaryota; Metazoa; Arthropoda; Insecta; Diptera; Culicidae. The transcript is spliced from 2 exons. The record is from RefSeq and is a predicted model, not a curated record. Bases 76 to 1539 code for a protein of 487 amino acids. Gene Ontology annotation, molecular function: protein binding.